AGUAAGUCUUUUACGCAAUAAAUAUUUAUGUUUUACAUAACCUCUCGAACUGAGCAAAAAAUACGCAUUUCUUUGGCUUUGUUUGGCUCUUAGUAAGAGCAGAAGUCUUCACAGCGAACAUGGAGUAAUGAAAUGAACAGUUUGGUCUGAAUCCACACAGGUUAUUGAGGCCUUCCCGGGGCCCUUUGGGUCCCAGGAAGAGGAUGUAUCGUGGUGGGGAUAAGGACUUCCAGAUAUCAGCACGCAAGAUGGGUACAUCGUUGCUUUUCCAACUGUCAGCUCAUGAAAGAGAACUGGAUUUGGUUUUUCUGGACCACAGCUAUGCCAAACCCUGGAAUGCCCACCCGGAUGCCAGCAGCGCUCGGCCCACAAGGACGCUGUUUGUUACCCCUCGACGCCAGCCUGAAGCCUUGUCAGAUUCUGAUUCUGUAAUAGAUGUGGAGAUGGUCACACCAACGCCUGUUCCUCUAUAUGAUAACCAGAAGGCUCUCAGUGUGAUGAAAGAGUGUGAGCGACAUGUACUGUUUGCUCGCACAGUUGCUGAGAGCCCACCACCCCCCGAUGACUGGGAGGAACAUAUAAACAAGACUGGAUGGUCAGUCGCUCAGAACAAAUUGUUCAACAAAGUCCUUAAAGCUCUCCAAGCUGAAAGACUGGCACGGCUGGCCAAUGAAAACGCCUCCAAUGAGCCAAUUUUGCGCAGGAUAGCUGUGGACAAGUGUGCUCGGAAGGUGCGGCAUGCCCUGGCCAGUGUGAACUGGGACACCAAACUGACACAGUGGUUACACACCACCAUGAUUGAAUCCUUGAGCCUCGCCAUGCUUGCCGCUUACCUGGAUGUGCUGCAGACUCUCAAAAGCAAGUUGCCCUCACUGAUCGACAGAAUGUUGCUGCCAUCGGCAAAGACUGGAGCUCCGAGUGCAGAGGCUCUGUCACUGCUACUGAAACGGCCUUGGGACCCCGCUGUUGGAGUCCUGUCUCAAAAUAAACCGAGCAAACUUCCUGGAUCCCCACUCAUCCUAAUCGCACCAUCAAGCCCAACCAAUCCAGCACUUUCCACCUCUCGGCGAAUGAGAUUCUGGCAGUCGCAGCUCUCCUGUUUGGGAAAGGUCAUUCCAGUCCACACUCAUGUGAACAGUGGGGCCAAUAUUGGCAUCACUCAGUGUCUGGAGCACAUGUUGGGUACUGUGAGGGCCAAGGUCAUGGAGGUUCACAGUCACUUCCCCCACAAACCCAUUAUCCUGGUCGGCUGGAAUGCUGGCGCUCUCAUCGCUUGUCACGUAUCCCUCAUGGAGUAUCUGACCGCUGUGGUGUGUCUUGGCUUUCCCCUGCUAACAGUCAACGGGCCAAGAGGGGACGUGGAUGACCCACUGCUGGACAUGAAGACCCCAGUGUUGUUUGUGGUCGGCCAGAAUGCCCUUCAGUGUAGCACUGAAGGCAUGGAGGAGUUCAGAGAGAAGCUGAGGGCAGAUAACAGUCUGGUGGUGGUGGGAGGAGCAGAUGACAACCUCAGGAUAAAUUCAGCAAAGAUGAAGUCGGAAGGACUGACACAGACUAUGGUGGACCGCUGCGUUCAGGAUGAGAUAGCUGACUUCUUGUCAGGUGUCCUCACACGGGCAGAAGGCCAUGGCCAUGGCUCAGGCGAGAUGAGGGAUUUGGACACAGAAAAGAAGAAAAGGCCUCGACGGGAGCUUCCCUUUGACAUGGAAAGAGGACGACCAUCCUCCCCUGCGCUUAGAGUUCCCAUCUCACCAUCAGGUUCAGAGGAUCUGUCUAGCGUCUGCAGCAGUCCCACGUCGAGUCCCAAACCCAAGACAUCUGGUCUGUCUCCAGCACAGAAGUCCAGUCUGAUCACCGCUACACAGCUCCUCAAGACGCAUAUGCAGCGCUCUGGCACAGUGCUCACUCACAAGCAGGCUCAAGCUCAGUUUGCUGCUUUUAUGAAACAAAACAUGCUUGUGAGGAAAAAUCUUCCUCCUGGCAGCCCUCCUUGUAUUUUUGUACCAGUGACCAGUGAUCAGAUGGAGGGCCUGGACAGAGAUGAACUGCGGUCCCAUGGCAAGAGGAGGCAGACGCCUAGUCCCACGCCAAGCAAGGCCUCCAAAAGAACCAAGAUCAAGGUCACCAUUGUGUCUCAAAGCGAGUCAGCAGGGGGUACCAUGAGCCCUGCUGCUCAUGAAGUCGGUGUCUCUGGGAAGCCCUUAACAGUGACAGUGGGACAGACGGUGGCUGGUGCCAAGGAGCUCUCUGGACUUCUUACAGGCCAGCGGUCUGGUAGUCUCUCAGAGGUGUCUGGUGCCCUGUCCCCAGGCUCCAGCUCCUUCAACAGCGUGCAGCCUUGCAUGGUGUCAGGGUCCUCCACACCAGUCCAGGUGCAAGCUCCAGCUACUGCCCAAGCACCUUCCGCCAGCAGUCUGCUACAAGGCCUAAGUUUCAGUCUUCAGGAGAUCGUCACCAAAGCUCCUAACUUACCCUCCACAGCAGCCAACACGGGCAGUACCCAGGCUGUUUGUGGGAAGCCCCAGGGUCCUGUCCUGAGCUCUGUCGGUACCAGCAGUAGUACUCUGCUCCGAGCAGUGCCUGUGGUCACCACAGGAGGAGUGGCUAAAACCACUGCUAUCCACCAGCUGCUUACUAACGGUGGGCUGGCCAAACUCGCUAGCAGCUUGCCCGGUUUGGCGCACAUCACCAAUCAGACCACUGGAGGGCAGAAAGCCCCUACUUCUAUAACGGUGACCCUUCGAGGAGCACAGCCAAGUAAAGUGGGAUCUCUCAGCCAAGCUGGUGAGGUUGUGAUGUCAUCUCGCACCCAUGAGCCCAAGCAGUGAAGAUACCAGCUCGACGGUUUCCAUGUGGUGACACACCUGAUGCAAGAUGGUGCCGAGCCAGAGGCAUGCGGGAGCCACAGCGUGCUGAUGAGCCUGUACCCUCCCCGCCCCACAACCUGCACAAAUCACUGCCUCGCAUCCUCCAGAGGGCUCCCCUGCCGAGCUGGUGGGAAAAGGCCAGGCAGUCACUAUGGACCGAGCUGCUACGAUGCUCCAUGUCUGUGUUUGGUAGCACCGUCUCCACUAACGCCGCAGAGGUGGCCUUCGUGCUACAGAGUCUGCUCUCCUCUUGCACCUUCUUAACUUUAACAAGCAAACUCUGGCUGCAAGAUACACUGCGUGAUCACAUGCUAUCCUCUUUGGAGGAAAUUAUAUUGUGAGGAUAAACUACUGCAAUCCAUCUGCACUGUAGCAAAGUAGUCCAGGCAAAACCUAUCGAAGGACAACUGUGCUGCCUAUAAAUCUGCAACUCAGCAAGAAAGAACUAACAGAAAUAUUUACGAUCUUUCUGUGUAUAUAUGAAUUUGAAAUCACUUUUUCAUUACCUCUGCUAUAUCUCUUGUUUAUGAUUGUCAGUUUGUGAGUGGAGCAUUUAGAUUUCACAGCUCGAUAGUUCUGAAUAUCUCCAUAUUUAUCCAGUAACUGAAUUUAAAUGUUCGUGAUUGCUUUGACAUUAUUCAUCACAGUAAUUCACAUCAUUACCGCCAGUCAUCAUGAUUAGUUCUUUUUGUGCAGCACUCUCAUUUCACAAUGGCAAACAACUUCACAAAAUUGGCAGAGGAAGAAGUCAUUUCAGCACUCAUUAAAUGCCAGUAUUUCUCAUAAUCCUGUGAUUGCUGAAGCUACUGUCAAAGAAGCACCUGUGCAAUGCUCAGUUUGAGUAAUAUGCACUCAUGAAGCUCAGAUACAUGAGAACUGAUAAAUAGCUUUUGUUCAUUUGUUUCUUCCACAACCGGAUGUUCCAUAAUCUAAACCGCUCCAUCACUUCGCUGUGUAUGGAUUUUCUUGUGUGAAAUAAACAGAUUGGCCUGUGGA
This is a messenger RNA of Amphiprion ocellaris (clown anemonefish), 3863 nucleotides long. RefSeq names its product KAT8 regulatory NSL complex subunit 3 (gene kansl3). Lineage: Eukaryota; Metazoa; Chordata; Actinopteri; Pomacentridae. The record is from RefSeq and is a predicted model, not a curated record. Gene Ontology annotation, cellular component: NSL complex. The transcript has 22 exons. Gene Ontology annotation, biological process: positive regulation of transcription by RNA polymerase II. The coding region runs from base 204 to 2828 and encodes 874 amino acids.